UGCCUGCCUUGCAAGCAGGCAGUCCUGAGUUCGAUCCCCGGUACCGAUAAAAAAAAAAAAAAGAAGAAGAAAAAGAAAAAAAAAAAAAAGAAAGAAAAAAAAUGUUUCUAGAGCUAUUUAAAAAACUUGCAUUUACAAAAUCGUUGAUAAAAAUAUUCCUCCGGAUUGCACAAGAAGGGGGAUGGGGACCUGAGGAACGCGGUGUGUGGUCAUCAGACUCGGCUGCUUUCUCUUCUGUGUCGCCCGAGGCUGCUCUCUCCUGCUCCGUUUCUCUGCUCUCAGGACAUUGCAAAGAGAGAGAGGCGCCCUCGCUGGCUUUGAUCUCCCUGGGUCCCUGAACAGAGGACAAGCUCCAUUCCUUCAAGAUGCCAACAUCAAAGAAGAACCGGAGGAGAGACUCCGAGACGCCCCCGGAACCUUCGGAGAAGGUCAAGGAGCAGCAGGCCGAAGCCGAGCUCUGCAAACUUAGGCAGCAGUUCCGAAAGAUGGUGGAGAGCCGGAAGUCCUUCAACUUCCUCAGCCAGCGGAAGCUCGCUAGCCAGGGUAAGGAAAUCCAGACUCUGAAAGCAGAGCAAGACGAGAUCACCCUGCUUCUGCAUCUCACAAAGUCCACCAAGAACCUGAAUCUGAAUCAGAAGAACUAUUUGGAGCUGCGCUUCCUGUUGCAGGCCAAGGAGGACUACGAGGCACUGAUCAAGUCCAUGCGGGCACUGCUGGCCGAGUUGGAUGAGAAGAUUCUUCAGAUAGAAAAAAAAAUCCAAACCCAAAAACAGAUCUUCGUAAAAAUACAAGAGGCCAGUAACCCCCGGAAACUGCAAAAACAGAUUCACAUUUUAGAAAAGCGUUUGAAUCUGGUCACUGUGAACUUUGACAAGAUGCUGACGACCAAUGCCAAGCUCCGGAAGGAGAUCGAGGACCUGCGGUUCGAGAAGGCCGCUUAUGACAAUGUGUACCAGCGGCUGCAGCGGCGGCUGCUCAUGCAGAAGAAGACCAUGAACGCAGCCAUUGAGCAGUCCUCGCAGGCCUAUAAGCAGAGGCUGGAGGCCAUGGCUCGCAUUGCGGCCUUGAAGGACCGCCAGCAGAAGGACAUCUCCCAGUACAACCUGGAGAUCCGCGAGCUGGAGCGGCUCUACGCGCAUGAGACCAAGCUCAAAUCCUUCCUGCUCGUCAAGCUCAACGACCGCACUGAAUUUGAGGAGCAGGCCAAACGGGAGGAAGCUCUCAAGGCAAAGAAGCACGGGAAGAAGAGCAAGGGCACGAGCUUCGAGAGCUACGAGGUGGCCCACAUGCGGCUGCUGAAGCUGGUGGAGGACGGGAACCUGAACCACCUCAUCGAGGACUUCCUGGCCAAGGAGGAGAAGAACUUUGCCCGCUUUACCUACGUCACGGAGCUCAACAACGACAUGGAGAUGAUGCAGAAGAAGACGCAGAAGAUCCAGGACGAGAUCCUCCUCCUGCGGUCCCAGCAGAAAUCCGAGCGCGAGGACAGCCACUUGGCGCUGAGGCAGCUGGAGGAGAAACUGAGGAAGACCUCGGAGGAGGUGAGCGAGUAUGAGCAGAGAUCCGGAGAGGUCAGCAAGACCCUGCAGCUGCUCAAGAGCGCCGUGCAGAGCCUCUUCCAGAAGAUCGCCUGCGACCCCAGCAGGAUCCUGGUGCAGCUGGGGGAGACCGGCGAGGUGACGGACGCCAACCUGCCGCAGUACUUCGCCUCCAUCGAGAAGCGGACCAACGACCUGCUGCUGCUGGAGGCCCACCGCCGCAUGCAGGAGGCGGAGAGCCCGGAGGCCGAGCCCCCGCAGCCCUUCGUCAACCCGUUCUGGGGCGGCUCCGUGCUGCUCAGGCCGCCCGAGCCCGUCAGGGUGGCGCCCCCUGUGUUUGGGGCCGACCCCUUCAGCGAGCGGCUGGAGGACGUGGAUCAGCCCCUGGAGCACAGCAGCCUGCACCAGCUGGUGCUGGACGCCUACCUCUCCAAGGAGGCCCGGAGCAAGGAAUUGCACCCCGACAUGCUGUCAGAGAAGGGCGAAGAGCCGAGGCCCAAGAAGAAGCAGACGCUCUGAGCCCCGCGGCCACGUUUGUACCAGAACUGGAAAGAAUAGAUGUUUUGUUCUGUAACCUCCGGACCUUUGCACGACCAGUGCUGCGAGACCUGGGUGGUAGGGGUGGUGCGGGACGAAGAAUGGGGUUCGUAGCCACCACAAGCGGGAGGGUUGGGUGCCUCAGCACUGUCCGUGAGGAGCCCUAGAAGGUGACCUGCCCCGGCCGAGACAAAGCACGGACAAGCAAAGUGGAGGCCCGCGCUGCCUAACACUGAUUUGUGGUUGUUGUUGGUUACUAAGGAUUGAACCCAUUUGACUGUGUUAUAUCCCAGCCCUUUUUACAUUUUAAGUUUUUAUUUAUGUAUUUAGUUUUGGUUUUUUGGUGGUGGGAGAAUUGAGAUAGAGUCUCACUAAUGCAGUUCAGGCUGGCGUCCAACUCACAGCUGUCUUCCUGCCUCAGCCUCCCUAGUGCUGUGACUACAGGUGUGCACCCCCAUGCCUGGUGUUAUUUUUGGCUUUUUUUUGAAACAGAGUCUCAGUCUGUAACUCAGGCUGGUUUUGAACUCACUAUGUAGCCCAGGCUGGCCUCGGACUCAGGGCAAUCCUCCUGCCUCAGCCUCUUGAGAGCGCUGGCAUUACAGGUGUGCACUACACCUGGCCCUUUUUAUUUUUUUGUGAUAGGGUCUCACUAAGUUGCCCAGGCUUGGCUCGAUCUUGAGAUCCUCCUGUUUCAUCCUCCCAGAGUGCUGGAUUCCAGGCAUGUGUCACCAUACCUGGUCAGUGUAUUUCUCUUGAGACCCCAGGGCCACACGGGGCACAGCAGGGCUCAUAGCUGCUCAGGCCACGGGGUCUCAGGCCAUGGUGGCUGUGUCUCUGUCUCCCGUGCACAGCUGUCUCUGCGUCUGCAUCUGUGUGUGUGUGUGUGUGGUGUCGCUUGGGGGCCAGCAGGUCACCUCCGGAGCUGCGCACAAACCCUUCCUAGGCAGAACUGUGAUUCCUGAGCCUCAGGAUGCCCUGCUUCCUGUUCCCUCCAGUGUGACCUCCUCCCCCUGCCCUUGUGGCCAAUCAUGUGACCAGGCUGCUGUCCCAGGUUGAUGCAGGUUCCUCCAGCCCAAGGCACAGUAUGCAGCUGGGGAGCGGAUGGGCUAGUGUCCACCAGGUCACAGAGGGGCAGGAGAGCACGGGGAGCAGCUGGGGGCCACCUGGCCACCACUGAGCACAGAUCGCAGGCCCCAGGUGGGUGCUGCAGACUCCUGGAUGCGGCUGUGCCUGAAGCCCCGGCACUUUGUCAUGGGCACCCAUCUCUCAAAGGUGGGGGGCCGGGAGUUUGCCACCACUGCAGGCCUGACCGCUUUGGCUGUGGCUUUGGUCAUCAAGAUCAGUUUAGCUCAGCGGCAUAAGCACCUGCCUUGCAAGCAGGCGGUUGUGAGUUUGAUCCCCAAUACCGAUAAAAGUGAAAAAAGACCAAAAAAAAGAUAAAAAAAAAGAAGAUCAGUUCAGGUCUGGACCGCAGGCCCAUUGGCACCCCGAGGAGGGGUGUUCGUGUGGCUUCACAAAGGGCACCUGGGGCAGCAGAGGACACCAGGCCAGGUCUGCACAUCCCUUUUAUUUGCCCGCGGCCUCCAGCUGUGUUUCCAGCCCAGCUACAAGCCCGGUGGGCUGCGCGGAGGCGGAGGCUGCUCAGUCCUUCUCCUCGCCGUGGGUGAUGAUGUGCACCAGGUUCUUGUAGUCCAGGUUGCCGGUCACAUCGGGAGGGAAGGCUGUAAACAUCUGGUCGAUCUGCAAACAGCCAGCAGGGGGCGCCGGCGUGACAGGAGGCCGGGGUGGGACACCCAGUGCCCUGACCCUGGGGCCUCCUGCAUUUAGGGAUGUGUGUGUGUGUGUGUGUGUGUGUCUGUCUGUCUGUGCUCCUGGGGACUGAACCCAGAAGCUUUGCAUGAGCUACAUCCUUGGUCCAUUUUUAAUUUGGAGCAAGGGUCUCACUGAGCCACUAAGUUGCCCAAGCUGGGCUCAGACUUGUGAUCCUCCUGCCUCAGCCUCCAGUGCUGGGGUGACAGGUGUGAGCCAUCCCGCCUGGCUUACAAUUUUUCUGUUUUUUAGGACAGGGUCUCGAGAUGUAGUUCAGGCUGGUCUCGAACUCUUGGCGAUUCUUCUGCCUCAGCCUCCUGAAUGCUGGGAUUACAGGGCAUGCACCAUACAAUUUUUAAUAAAAUGUGGAAUCCGAAAA
This is a messenger RNA of Cavia porcellus (domestic guinea pig), 4263 nucleotides long. It is a transcript of the gene Ccdc63, whose product is annotated as coiled-coil domain containing 63. Gene Ontology annotation, cellular component: axoneme. The transcript has 12 exons. The record is from RefSeq and is a predicted model, not a curated record. Lineage: Eukaryota; Metazoa; Chordata; Mammalia; Rodentia; Caviidae. The coding region runs from base 366 to 2057 and encodes 563 amino acids. Gene Ontology annotation, biological process: outer dynein arm assembly; cilium movement.